AUGUCGAAUCUAUCAAAGCUUGAGUUUGUGGCACUUGACAUUUCUAGAAAUAAUUACUUGUCAUGGGUACUCGAUGCUGAAAUUCACCUUGACGCUAAAGGUCUUGGUGCCACUAUUACCAAUGGUAAUCCAGCGUCGAGUCAGGACAAAGCAAAGACUGGUUUGAAGGAAAGGUAUGACCACCUUAAGGCAACAGUAUUGCCAAGGGCUCGUUAUGAAUGGAUUCACUUGCGGUUACAAGAUUUUAAAACUAUAUGUGAAUAUAAUUCUGCUGUAUACAAAAUUACUUCCCAAUUGAAGUUAUGUGAGAAAGAUAUAAAAGAUGAGGACAUGUUGGAAAAGACUCUCACAACUUUUCAUGCCUCAAAUUUGGUAUUACAGCAGCAAUACCGUGAAAGAGGAUUCAAAAAGUAUUCUGAGUUGAUCUCAUGCCUUCUUGUGGCUGAGCAACAUAAUACUCUUUUAUUGAAAAACCAUGAGGCCCGUCCCACGGGAACUGCUCCGUUACCAGAAGCAAAUGAGGUUGAAGCACAUGGCCAGUCUGAAAGAAGACAAAAUAAAAAUUGGGGCCAAAAUAAUGUGCAUGGACGUGGAAAUGGCAGAGGACGAUAUAAUAAUCGUCGUGGUGGUGGUCGCCAAAAAAGGGAGAACAAUAUAGGUUCUCAAAGCAAUCCUUCAAGAGGCAAUUGUCAUCGUUGUGGCAUGAAAGGGCAUUGGAAGAAUGAAUGCAGAGCAGCUGAGCAUUUUGUUAGGCUUUAUCAAGAUUUCUUGAAAAGAAAAGGAAAUAAAAAUGGUGCAUCUUCUUCUAAUGCUCGGGUGGAGUCACACUUAACUUAUAAAAAUGAUGCCGAGGCAGGGCCUUCACAAAAAUAUGAUGACAAUAUUGAAGCAAAUUUGGCUUUAAAAGAUGACGAUUUUGAUGACCUUGAUGAUAUUACUCAUUUGGAAGUUGAAGAAUUGUUUGGAGAUCAAAACUAA
Molecule: messenger RNA, 978 nt
Organism: Solanum stenotomum
Lineage: Eukaryota; Viridiplantae; Streptophyta; Magnoliopsida; Solanales; Solanaceae
Exons: 2
Coding region: 1-978 (325 amino acids)
Molecular function (GO): nucleic acid binding; zinc ion binding
Source: RefSeq, a predicted model, not a curated record